GAAUAAUUAUGAAAAUGAUCACCGGCGAAGGCCUGCUGCCGGCCGCCGGCGGUUGACCACGUUCUGGAGACAGAUCGAUAGAGAUAUUGCAAAGUUUGCAAUUUGCACGUAAACGUGACAACCAUGUUAUGAAAAGCUACCAAAUCUGAACCGUCCAAUCUAAUUGUCCCUUCCUUCUCAGCCCUCCGAUUAACAACAACGCGUUUUCUCCAUAUUUUUGUUGUUUCAUUCUAACAGAAAGAGAGAAAAUAAAACCGCUAUAACUUUUUGUGUUUCUUUUCCUCCUCUUUCCUUCUUCAUUCCACGUUAAGCUCUCAUUUUCACCCUCACAUUUGCCUUCAAAAUCAAAACCCUUUCUCCAUUUACCUGCAUUUUUCUCCUUUUCAUCAUUUUUUCACCCUUAACGUGUUCCUUGAAGCUGGUACCAUAAAGGGUUUAAUUUGUUCCAGCCAUUAAUGGCGGUUAUUUUCGUGCUUCAAAAAUCUUAAAAAGGCUUCUUUUUUUUCUCUUUUUUUUUUUUCAUUUCCUUCCCAUCUUUGAUGCCCUUGUCUCAGCACGCUUGCAUAUAAUUAUACCAUGUGGCAAAAACAAAACCUUUCUCCUUCAACGCGCAUUCCGGCUUCAAUUGCAUUGCACCGUCGAGUUUUUAAGAUGCUUGGAACAAGUAGUAUCUAGUGUCAGAUGGGAAACAACUGUGUUGGAUCGAGAACUUCUUCUAAAGACGUAACAAAUGGCUGUUCUAAUUCAAGUUCAUUUUGGUGGUCACGCGGACACAAGAAAGAUGCUUCUUCUCAUGCACACAAAAGUGGCAACAAAAAGAGAACCAAAGCUGCGGAAACUGUUCAAAACAAGCCUCCAGAGAUGGUGAAAAUCGAGAGGGAGGAUGUGAAGCCUCCUCAUGAAUCCAAAGAGACUAAACCGGCUUCGGAACCAACAACAACAAAGGAGCAGCAGCAGGCAGCAAAACCAAAGAGGCCACACAAUGUGAAGAGGCUAGCAAGUGCAGGCCUUAAAACUGAUUCUGUUUUGCUAAGGAAAACCGGUAACCUUAAGGAGUUUUACAAUUUGGGACCGAAGCUAGGACAAGGCCAAUUUGGAACCACUUUCCUUUGUGUGGAGAAGAUCAGUGGGAAAGAGUAUGCUUGCAAGUCAAUACUGAAGAGGAAGCUUUUGACAGAUGAGGAUGUGGAGGAUGUGAGGAGGGAGAUUCAGAUAAUGCACCACUUGGCAGGGAGUCCUAAUGUGAUCUCCAUCAAGGAGGCUUUUGAGGAUGCUGUCGCGGUUCAUGUUGUUAUGGAGCUGUGUGCAGGGGGUGAGCUUUUUGAUAGGAUUGUCGAAAGAGGACAUUACACUGAGAGAAAGGCUGCUAAGCUUGCAAGGACUAUAGUUGGUGUCAUUGAGUCUUGCCACUCCCUUGGAGUCAUGCAUAGGGAUCUCAAGCCUGAGAAUUUUCUCUUUGUUAAUCAGCAAGAAGAAUCCCCUCUUAAGGCAAUAGAUUUUGGACUGUCUGCUUUUUUCAAACCAGGUGAAAUUUUUGGUGAUGUAGUAGGAAGUCCUUAUUACGUAGCACCUGAAGUUCUACGUAAGCGUUACGGCCCCGAAGCAGAUGUAUGGAGUGCUGGUGUCAUAAUCUACAUUCUCUUAAGUGGGGUGCCUCCAUUUUGGGGAGAAUCGGAGCAAGACAUAUUCGAGGCGAUUUUGCAUUCCGAACUUGAUUUCUCAUCGGAUCCUUGGCCUGCUAUAUCUGAAAGUGCAAAAGACUUGGUUAGGAAGAUUCUUGUCAGAGAUCCUACUAAAAGGAUGACAGCUUAUGAAGUUCUUCGUCACCCCUGGAUUCAUGUUGAUGGAGCUGCUCCAGACAAGCCUCUUGAUUCUGCAGUUUUGAGUCGCCUGAAGCAAUUUUAUGCAAUGAACAAACUCAAGAAAAUGGCUCUAAGAGUUAUAGCACAAAAUCUCUCUGAAGAAGAAAUUGCAGGGUUGAAAGAAAUGUUUAAGAUGAUAGACACAGACAACAGUGGUCAAAUUACUUUUGAAGAACUCAAGGUUGGACUGAAAAAGUUUGGUGCUAAUCUCAAUGAAUCUGAAAUUUACGACCUUAUGCAAUCAGCAGAUGUUGAUAACAGUGGCACAAUUGACUAUGGAGAAUUCAUAGCUGCAACAUUGCAUCUAAACAAGGUUGAAAGAGAAGAUCAUUUAGUUGCAGCAUUUGCUUAUUUUGAUAAAGAUGGAAGUGGCUACAUCACUCAAGAUGAGCUUCAGCAAGCUUGUGAAGAAUUUGGCAUUGGAGAUGUUCGCUUGGAGGAAAUGAUCCGAGAAGCUGAUCAAGAUAAUGAUGGACGAAUAGACUACAAUGAAUUUGUUGCUAUGAUGCAGAAAGGCAAUGCAGAUUUGGGUAAGAGGGUUCGAAAGGGUAGCACUAGUUUUAGAGUUGGAUUUAGGGAAGCACUACCUGUAUGUUAAUUAACAAAAAGUGGAUCAAUUUCCCUUGUUUCUUUUUUCCCUUUUUUCGGUAAAUUAGCAUUUUCUCCACGGGUUGUUGUACUUAGUCUCUUGAGAGGAACUUAAAUGACUCGUAUUCCACAAAAUGUUGAUAGGCAUGCUUCAUGGAUUUUGCCAUCUUAUGUACAUUAUGGAUUAAAAAAAAAACAUUGUUUUGGCAACAGGGUUGGUUUAUUUUUCAAAUUCUAA
Molecule: messenger RNA, 2688 nt
Organism: Glycine soja
Lineage: Eukaryota; Viridiplantae; Streptophyta; Magnoliopsida; Fabales; Fabaceae
Product: calcium-dependent protein kinase 26-like
Exons: 8
Coding region: 682-2460 (592 amino acids)
Biological process (GO): intracellular signal transduction; protein autophosphorylation; peptidyl-serine phosphorylation
Cellular component (GO): nucleus; cytoplasm
Molecular function (GO): calmodulin binding; calcium ion binding; ATP binding
Source: RefSeq, a predicted model, not a curated record